GGCUGUUUCCAGCUGGUCAACCACGGCAUCAGCCUGGGACUGAUAGGCGACAUGCAGCACGAGGCACGCCGCUUCUUCAAGCUGCCCCUCGAGCAGAAGCUCCAGGUGAAGCGCACCACGCAGAACCCCAACGGAUUUUUCAACGACGAGUUCACCAAGAGGAUACUCGACAUCAAGCAGGGAUUUGACUUCUGCUACGAGCCUGCUACUACGUCUGCCGCCGCCUCGCUGCCACCAGCGCACGCCCCCGUGCUCUCCUCCCCCAACCAGUGGCCCGAGGGCGAGGAGGAGUUCCGGUCUGUGCUGAGCGCCUACUUUUCCGAGAUGUCCCGCGUCAGCUUCAAGCUGCUGCAGGCAUUCAGCCUGGGGCUGGGCCUGCCGCCAGACGCCAUGCACCACCUGUUCCAGGACGACCAUUCCUCCUUCAUGCGCCUCAACUGGUACCCCGCCACCCCACCCAGCCAGCAGGGCCUGGGGCUCAACCACCACACAGGCGGGCGCCCCCCUGUGCUGCGCCCGCUGCACUGCGCCCGCUGCCAGUGGAAUAGCGUCACUCCCGCGCCCGACGCACUCACCAUCAACGUGGGUGAUCAGUGCCAGGUGCUGACAAACGACCUGCUGAAGGCCCCCGUGCACCGCGUGCUGUCUCCUCACAGCCAGGCCCGCCUGUCGGCUCCCUUCUUCUUCAACCCACGCCUGGAGGCGAUCAUCGAGCCGCUGGCGCCCUUUGUGACCCCCGACACGCCCGCCGUGUACAAGCCCAUCCCCUGGAGCCACUUC
Molecule: messenger RNA, 780 nt
Organism: Chlorella variabilis
Lineage: Eukaryota; Viridiplantae; Chlorophyta; Trebouxiophyceae; Chlorellales; Chlorellaceae
Exons: 8
Molecular function (GO): dioxygenase activity
Source: RefSeq, a predicted model, not a curated record